Messenger RNA from Meloidogyne enterolobii, 438 nucleotides. The record is from the annotation of a GenBank genome assembly. NCBI's taxonomy places the organism in Eukaryota, Metazoa, Nematoda, Chromadorea, Rhabditida, Meloidogynidae.
AUGCAAAAAUCUGUUUGCAUUAAAUGCCCUGUGGGGGCAAAAGGGGCGCCAGGAAGUGAUGGACCGCCUGGAAAACCUGGCCCACUCGGAGAGAAUGGAAAACCGGGAUUACCAGGAAAGGAGGGUGAUCCAGGAAAACCAGGUGCUCGAGGCGAUAAAGGCCAAAUAGGAGCACCAGGCGAGCCUGGUGUGAGUGGAAAACCAGGGGCUUCAGGACAAGCAUCUUCUGCUAAACCUGGACCGAAAGGAGCAACAGGCCCUCCAGGGAAGCAAGGAGAGCCUGGUCUGCCAGGAGACACUCCAAAAAUUGGAGAGCCAGGCCCUCCAGGACCAAUCGGACCACCUGGCCCGCCUGGAGAACCCGGAAAGGAUGGAGAAACAGGAAAGCCGGGAGGUGUUGGUUCUCCUGGCUCUGAUGCUGAAUAUUGUGGUGAUUAA